This is a messenger RNA of Sphaeroforma arctica JP610, 1177 nucleotides long. RefSeq lists its product as hypothetical. The record is from RefSeq and is a predicted model, not a curated record. The transcript has a single exon. The coding region runs from base 54 to 1106 and encodes 350 amino acids. NCBI's taxonomy places the organism in Eukaryota, Ichthyosporea, Ichthyophonida.
ACUUAUUGUUGCAAUGGAAAUAAUAAGUUAUUCUUUAUACCACAUUUAUAACUAUGACGAUCUCUUGUAACUUUAGAAAGCUUCGCCGUAGGCUCAGAUCCAGAAAGGACGGAAAAGGCGGAAUGAAACUUGACGCAAAUUCACCACUACCAUCAUUGUUGUCGUUGGUGGACAUUGAAACUUCCGAUACAUCUGGCGAUAUGGUCACCACAAAUUCACUAGCUGCUCAGUUUGAGAAGCGACGCGUUGUAUUGAUACUUCCCGAGAAACCCAAAAAGAGUCCCGAAUCUAUCAGCGAAGCAUUCAAAAUGGAUUCGUCACCUCCAGCGCCAACGAGACCCCUCACAUCCCGCCCACAUCGGCCAGCACAUUUGAAACUCACUAACUUAAAUCAACCAAGUAGCUUGUCGUCAAGUAGGUUACAGGGCAACUGUACUGCAAUUGAAACAUUAUCUGAAUGUGAACCACACCCUCCACCUGUGAGCCCCACAUCUAAAAUACUACGCAGAUGCGAAUCUUCGCAAGCCAGCGUAUUUCUCGAGUCACCGGUACAAUUCACAAACAACGAUUUGACACCAAAGAGUUGUACAUGGCAUCACGUAAAUGCACUCCAGAAAGAAAACUCUCACUUGGAAGUACCGAGACCCCAUACCAUGCACAGGCUACAAAAAAAUACUGAGAAGUCUGAGUCGCGCAAAAGAUCAUUUAGGAAUACAAUGCGAGUACAUUUCGACUCAGAACAACACGAGUCUACGACAUAUGGUCGGGAUUAUGAUCGAAGACCAUACAUAGCCGAGGAUAUCGCACAACUGCAAGUAUAUCACGAAGUAAUGCAAUUUAAACUUACAGAAAUGAAUAUACAUCCCGCUUCCGUACGCAACGUAAAUUUUCAUCUAGCAGCCACAACCACAGAUAAUAGAAUCCGCAUAAUCCAGACGCUGGAAAGCAUGCUGAUAAACUAUCAUAUUUCCAAGGAUAACAAGGCGGAUGAUUGCAAUGGCUUGGUGAUGGUCGACAGUUUAGAGCUACUCAGAAAUAAAAGAGGAAUCGACUAUGGAAUUCGCGAGUUUAAUGUAGAAUCGGAGCUAGCUGGUGAGCUUCAAUAGGUAAAUUAUAAACUGACAAAUGGGAACAAAAGACAGCUAGAGACGGAAUAAAUCAGCCCAAGAUAUAACGC